AUGGAAGACAACCACAUAUAUCAGUAUUCGCUGCUGAAUGCUUUGAUGGAUGGAGUCUCCGAGUCUGGAAUUACAGCAUCGAAAUUAGCAAGCAAAGGCAAUCAAGGUCUCGGAACUUUCGCUCGUAUGAAUGGCGAGUUGGUUCUCAUUGACGGCAAGGUCUAUCAACUACAAGCAGAAGGCAAAGUCCGUGAGGCCGAUGCUUCCGACCGAAUUCCAUUCGCCGUCAGCACCCAGUUUGUGCCACAAAAGACGGCGCAAGUAGGGUUCAAGAAUAAAGACGACAUUGACAGAGCACUUGACGAGUUCAAAGACCAUGCCAAAAAUCUCUUCAUGACAUAUCGGAUCAACGGACAUUUCGAGUAUCUGAAAUGUCGCACGGUCCGGGGUCAAGAGUAUAAAGGCCAGCCGCUAUCAGAACUCGGCAAGAAGCAGUCCGUAGAGACUUAUGAGAAAGUCAAUGGCUCCAUCAUUGGUUUCCGUACGCCCAAAAAUUGGCAAGGCUUCGGUGUGGCAGGAGAACAUUUGCACUUCAUUCAGGACGAUCGAGCUGCUGGUGGUCAUGUCCUCGAGCUUCGAGCAAGCCAAGUCGAAAUUCAAAUGGCCGUCGCGUCGAACGUACAUGUAGAAUUGCCAACUUCGGAUGACUUCAACGCCGCAACGCUUGUGACGGAUGACGAAGGUGUCAAAUCGGUCGAAGGAUGA
This is a messenger RNA of Dissoconium aciculare CBS 342.82, 705 nucleotides long. Its product is annotated as alpha-acetolactate decarboxylase. NCBI's taxonomy places the organism in Eukaryota, Fungi, Ascomycota, Dothideomycetes, Mycosphaerellales, Dissoconiaceae. Bases 1 to 705 code for a protein of 234 amino acids. The transcript has a single exon. Gene Ontology annotation, biological process: acetoin biosynthetic process. The record is from RefSeq and is a predicted model, not a curated record. Gene Ontology annotation, molecular function: acetolactate decarboxylase activity.